Messenger RNA from Penicillium bovifimosum, 846 nucleotides. RefSeq names its product alpha/beta hydrolase. The record is from RefSeq and is a predicted model, not a curated record. The transcript has 2 exons. NCBI's taxonomy places the organism in Eukaryota, Fungi, Ascomycota, Eurotiomycetes, Eurotiales, Aspergillaceae. The coding region runs from base 1 to 846 and encodes 281 amino acids.
AUGACUUCAAAAUCAUUUGCGGUUGUGCUAAGCCAUGGUUCCUGGCAUACACCGGAACCUUACCAAGCUCUUCUCAACGCCUUGACAGAAAAAGGCAUCGAAGUGCAUUGUCCCCAACGGGCAACCUGCGACCUAAGUCAGCUCAAUGUGGGCAACGUCGACAAUCCGGAUUUCAAUCGCAAGGCACCACCCGGAGGCUACCCACUUGCUUCAGAUGAUGCCGCAGAGCUUGGAGUGCUGCUAGACAAGUUGAUCGCGCAGGGCAAGUCGAUACUCCUCGCCGGUCACUCUUCCGGCGGCUGGGUCGCCGCCGAGGCUGCACAGCCUGCGCGACAAUAUCCUGUCCGCGCAAGGGAGGGAAGGCCAGGUGGAAUAAUUGGACUCUUUCUCAUCGGCGCAUUCGUUCUUCCCGAGGGACAGUCAGUUCACUCAUUUUCGCAGCGUCCGGACGGGACGGUCGCUGAAAGCCCAUUUAAGCGAUACCACAAGCAUGGCAGUGAUGGCCUCGAAACAGUGGUUGACGCCGAGAAAUAUCUUUUCAACGAACUUGACCAGGCCAGCGCGAAGAAAUGGGCAUCCAAGUUGACGGCAGCUCCUCUUAUGAAGAGUCCUCUGACCCAUAACCCUUAUGAUGUCCUUCCGUGCGCCUAUGUGAUCCUGGAGAAGGAUUGUGCUAUACCCCCGGAUCUUCAGGAACAGAUGGCAACGAGUCAAAGCAAGCCUUUCACGACAUAUCGUGCGCCCUGUGAUCACUCGCCGCACUUGAGUUGGACAAAUGAGCUUGCGCAGAAGAUCGAGGAAUUUGGGGACAAAGUUGUGACUGAAAGCGGCAUUCGUGCGGAUUGA